This is a messenger RNA of Colletotrichum lupini, 1251 nucleotides long. RefSeq lists its product as uncharacterized. NCBI's taxonomy places the organism in Eukaryota, Fungi, Ascomycota, Sordariomycetes, Glomerellales, Glomerellaceae. The transcript has 7 exons. The record is from RefSeq and is a predicted model, not a curated record. Bases 1 to 1251 code for a protein of 416 amino acids.
AUGUUCAGUCACAACCACCACCUUAUUCGACAGACCACCCAAUAUUACCUUCCGGUCAUACACUUUUGUCCGACUGUCCGUCAUUUUCCCAUUGACACAUACUUUCUGACUUGCUGCCUUGGCUUGGGCUACCUUAUGGAAUACGAAUACCUACGGAUACAUCUCGCAUUUUCAAGAUUGAACGCCCUUUGGCCAAGGGCAGAGAGAUCAACGCCCAGAAUUAAGAGUCUUGCCUGUCAACCAUACAUUGUCGUCACUCGGAGCAACCAAUUAAUCGAUCUGGAGUCGGACUGUGUCAAUCAUUCCGCCCAAUUCCAACCCACGCACCACUGCCAAUCACACGUCCAACAACACCCACCCACCCACCAUCUCUCUUCUCAAUCUCAUCUGAUCGAGCGCAAGGGGCGGACAAAAACACGGCCCCCUUCUCUUGAUCUCCUCGCCUCGGUCGAUCAACGCGAGAAUCGAGACAAGACGAGACAAUCCGCAAGAAAACCAGAGACGCUAUCCCGAACGCGCUCCGCUUCACCCUGUCUGCAGCUGCAGCCACCGCUGCCCGCAUCAACGUACUCGUACCAAGACGCCAGAUCCAUACCUUUUUUGCUUUCCUUCACACUACAUGCAGUACGCCGCCAGUACCUGACAGCUACCUCGCGACCGCUGCUGGUCAUCCUGCAUGAACACAGACGCCGGCCUCGCUGGUUCUGGACACCGGACGCUCCAGAGUCUCCCUGGCUCUAUCCACCACUCGCAGUUGGUCGCCCGCGCCUUUCCUCGCUUGUCGACCUUACCGACUCCGUGUACCUGCGCCAACGUCUGCUGGUCACGUUCUCGUUCUCGCCGCCGGUGUUCAGUACUAGCGAAAAGACGCGACCCUUUCCGGGCCUUUCUCUACACCCGACCCAGAGUGAGAUCCUAUCCCUUUCCUCGCCAAUCCGCCGACACUCGUGGGCCGUGGUGCAGCCCGGAUCCCGAUCGACGCACGUCACCGUCGCAGUCGCAGUUGCAGCUGCCACCCGGACCCUCUUCUCAUCCCAUCUCACCACCCGUCGGGUUGUUUCCUUUCUACCUGCUGCCCACCACACGCACGCCGCCCCGACCGCCCGCCUACCGCAGCAGUCAGUCCAGCAACUGUUCCGUGCCCUCUCCUGGAUCCUGAGGCCGGUUCCGUGUCGUCCUGCGCUCGCGUGGUCUGCUGGUCUGGUUCGGGCACUUUGGUCUGGUCUGGCGUGGUCCGUCGACUACCCGUAA